Molecule: messenger RNA, 987 nt
Organism: Zingiber officinale
Lineage: Eukaryota; Viridiplantae; Streptophyta; Magnoliopsida; Zingiberales; Zingiberaceae
Exons: 2
Coding region: 105-821 (238 amino acids)
Source: RefSeq, a predicted model, not a curated record
ACUCCCAUUUCUUCAUCUCCUUUAGUCUGUCCUCUUCCUUUCGGCUGCAGAGGACGGUCUUUCUGGUUUCCGGAGAGAGAAAUCGUACUGUCGAGGCGGUGGAGAUGGUGGCGGAGGUGAGCUCCUUGACACGGAUGGUCGAUGGCUACAAGGAGGAAGGAGAGGGGAAGUCGGAGCUCGUCACUCUCGACUUGCUCGGUGGCUGCUGCGGCGACGGUGGUGCCGCCGCCGCCGCCGCCGAAGUGAAUCUCGAGUUCCAGAUCCGGACCGCCGGCGGUGAGAUGCGCCUCGCUCCGUCGUCAGCGAAGUUGUGCCAUCAACAGACGAAGAAGCCCAGUCCGGCCUCUCCUCAUCUUCACGAUCUCAGUCUCUCGCCUCCGUGGCUCUCUGCUGCAUCCGUCGGCCGGAAGCAUCCUCCGGCGGCGACCUCCGUCGCGUACAACAGCGUCUGCACCCUGGAGAAGGUCAGAUCAGCACUGGAGAGGGAGUCGCGCCUGGCCGCCGACGCCAGGGUCCCAGUAGCACACCUGGGCUCCGCCUCCUCGCCCUCCUCCUCGCGGUCCUCCUUGUCCUCAGCCCCCGCCACCACCAUCACCACCAAUUCCUCGUCCGCCAAGCGGCGGCCGAACGAACCCGACGAAUUAAACGGCGAGCCGGCGAUGGCCGUGGUGGCGUGCCCGGAGUGCCUUCUCUACGUGCUCGUCUGCAAGGUGGAGCCGCGGUGCCCGAGGUGUGCGGCUCACGUACCGGUCAACGACACCAACAAGAAGCCCCGCCGCAUCGACCUCAACUUCUCAUUCCAAACGGGAAGCAAUGAAUGAUUCAAACUGAGGACUGCAAAUUUUGUGAUUUUGUGAUGGAUCGAUGAAGUGCUUCAGUUUUUUACAGGUUUAAUUUCUGUAUAAUACGUCAUCAAUAUGCUAGAUGGUGCUGCCAAACUUGCUCAUAAAUACGUAUAUAUGCUAACUAGUUCUUGGCAUUGUUUAA